Molecule: messenger RNA, 2505 nt
Organism: Aspergillus ruber CBS 135680
Lineage: Eukaryota; Fungi; Ascomycota; Eurotiomycetes; Eurotiales; Aspergillaceae
Product: F-box and WD domain protein
Exons: 2
Coding region: 1-2505 (834 amino acids)
Molecular function (GO): protein binding
Source: RefSeq, a predicted model, not a curated record
AUGGACAAAGAGUCCGCAAUCCCUCCUGGAAGCUAUCUCUGGCCCUCGUCGCCCGACGGUGCUCCUCCCCAGUUCACCACUCCCUCCACGAGGGCCUUUAAACUCGAUGAGGGCUAUUCCGACGAGGCAAAAAGCCCAUCCUACCAGGAGAUAAAUCCAUUCGCCAACGAUGCGAUGCCUCCCCCCGACUGGAUCCUCGCGCAGAGCGAGCAGGACAGAGCUGAAUUCGCCUACAGAGUCUUACGCUCCCUGCGCAUCUCCACCAUCGCCCAGAUAGUCGACCGUCUGGACCCUCUCCUGCACAUAGACCCUGUUGUCAAACUUCCGCCCGAAAUAACAUCCGAGAUUUUCUCCUACCUCGACCCUCAAACUCUCUUAAUUGCGUCGCUGGCUUCGCGAACGUGGCGAAGCCGGAUAUUCGAUUCUCGUCUUUGGAGAGAGCUAUAUAUCAAUGAAGGAUGGCGCGUGGACGUCGAUGCGAUCCGGGACUCAGAACAAGAACAGUCAGGACUGUCGUCGCCCCGGGAUCGCAAGUCUCGUAUCAGGUAUGCAGACUCCGACGUCGGUGAGCCGAAGCUCAAAAAGCGAGUUCCCCCAUCAUGGCUGGAUUCGCGCGCAGAGUCGUCGACGAUCGUAGAGGCUGACAAUGAUGGGGACCAUCUCAUGAGCGACGAUGCAUCGCUGGUCCAAAACGACGAGCGCAUAACUAUACCGCGUCCGUUAACCCCAUACUCGCCCUUCAAAUCGUCCAUUUGGGUUCAAUUACCCAAUGGUACCGUUAAGAUCAACUGGCCGCAUCUUUACAAGCAGCGCAGGAGACUGGAGGAAAACUGGAAUAUGGCCCGCUACAAGAACUUCCAGCUUCCUCAUCCAUCGCACCCAGAAGAGUCUCACUUGGAAUGUGUUUAUGCCAUUCAGUUUGUCGGGAAAUGGUUGGUAAGUGGGAGUCGGGAUCGGACAAUUCGCGUCUGGGACCUGGAAUCCAAACGGUUACGCUACCCUCCCCUUGUCGGCCACGAAAAAUCAGUUCUCUGUCUCCAAUUCGACCCUAGCCCGUCUGAAGACGUCAUAAUAUCGGGCAGCAGCGACAUGCAUAUCUUCAUCUGGCGAUUUUCGACUGGCGAAAUGAUCAACCAGAUUCCGGCGGCCCACUUUGAUUCUGUCCUGAACCUCCGCUUCGACGAGCGUUACCUGGUCACUUGUUCCAAGGAUAAACUCAUCAAAAUAUGGAACCGUCGUGAACUCACAGCAGCCGAUAAGAACUAUCCUAGAUUUCACAAGGGACCCGGGGUUACGUAUCCGGAAUACAUUGUGGACACCAGCGAGUAUACACCGGAAACUCUCGAGACAGAUAUCGCAAAUGGUCGCAUUCAAACUCUACCGCCUUAUUCUCUUCUCAUGACACUGGACGGGCACCAGGCUGCUGUAAAUGCAAUCCAGAUGCAUGGUGAUGAGAUUGUAUCGGCCUCUGGGGAUCGCUUGAUUAAGAUCUGGGAUCUCAAGAGCGGGGCUUGUAAAAAGACACUCCUUGGCCAUGAAAAAGGCAUCGCUUGCGUUCAGAUCGACAGUCGGCGUAUUAUCAGUGGGAGUAACGAUGACACGGUCCGGAUUUAUGACCAUGUCUCGGGCGCAGAAGUUGCCUGUUUGCACGGGCAUCACAACCUAGUUAGAACUGUCCAGGCCGGCUUCGGCGACCCUCCGGGGGCUGACGAGACGCUGAGGCUGGAAGCCUUGGCAGUUGACAACGAAUUCCGGGAUGCACAGCGCUCUGGUGCAGCCGUUGAUCUUGGUCCACGUGCAUUUAGGCGUGCUGGAUAUCACCAGAAUGUUGCUGGUUCCAGAAGACCCCAGGAUAUCAAAGCCAUAGGUGCCAAGAUUCCACCUGGAGGUGGUGGGAGCAAAUGGGGCAGGAUCGUCUCAGGCUCGUAUGACGAGACAGUUAUCAUUUGGAAAAAAAAUCGUGAGGGCAACUGGGUUGUUAGCCAAAGGCUUCGCCAAGCGGAUGCUGCCGCCAGGGCUUCCCAGACACAUCAGAGUUACGGUGCUCGGAGUGUGGUUUCUCGACCAGCUAUUCAUCAUCAACCAACACAAGUAGUCCAGGUCCCCCGUCCACAACCCCUAGUUGCCCAUUUUAAUGGCCAACAAGCACCCCGGAUGCCGCAGAACCAGGUAAAUUCACAGCCUCAAGACAACCAACCUGCGAACGACCAGCCAGGAACCCCGGGCAACCAAACGCCUCCCCAACCGGGCCCGGCCACGGUUGUGGUUAACGGGCAUCAGUCUGCAGCCCACAGAGUCAACGCAAUUCCACCCGCAGCUCACCAAGCCCACCAAGUCCGCCUGACCCGACCAGUCAAUAUGCAGCCAACGUCCAGAGUCUUCAAGUUGCAGUUUGAUUCCCGGAAGAUCAUCUGCGCCAGCCAAGACCCAAGGAUCGUCGGAUGGGACUUUGCAUGCGACGAUGAAGAGCUCAAUGAGGCCAGUCAGUUUUUUACUAGUUUAUGA